Sitophilus oryzae (rice weevil) is the source of this 1041-nucleotide messenger RNA. RefSeq names its product cytadherence high molecular weight protein 3-like. Bases 49 to 1026 code for a protein of 325 amino acids. The transcript has 4 exons. The record is from RefSeq and is a predicted model, not a curated record. NCBI's taxonomy places the organism in Eukaryota, Metazoa, Arthropoda, Insecta, Coleoptera, Curculionidae.
CCUGGUCAAUAUUAGGUCCCUUCAGUUUCGUAACAGUGCUUCGUCAAGAUGAAAGCAUUUCUGGGAAUAGUCUAUUUGGUUGCAUUUGUUACUGCUGGCGUAACAAAAAAAGCUGAUGAAAAAAUUAAUGCUAAACGCAGUAUUGGACAUUAUGAUCUAGGAACCACCUACAUAGAUCAUGGAUACAGUAACGUCGUGAGUGGUGCUCAAGCAUCAGGAUCAGCAUAUUCAGGCAAUGCGAACAGUUAUGGGAGUGGUUAUAAAAGUAGUUAUGGAAGUGGCUAUGGAAGUGGAUAUAAAAAUAAUUAUGAAAGUGGUUAUGGAUACGGCUCCGGAUAUGGAUACGGUAGCGGUUACAACUCCGCAUCAUCAAACUACAACAACGCAGCAGUAUACAACAAAGGUUACAGCGGCCUAGACUCUGAAGGUCAAGUCACCCAUACCCACACCCACACCCAUGAAAUUCAAACUGUUACCAAACCGGUAGCAGUUCCUGUACCUCAGCCCUACCCUGUACAUGUGACCAAAACUGUUGAAGUACCCAAACCGUACCCUGUGACUGUCACCAAGACUGUACCUGUACCACAACCCUACCCAGUGCACGUCACCAAGACAGUGGCUGUACCUCAACCUUAUCCGGUUACUGUGACCAGGACUGUACCAGUGGAAGUAGAGAAACCAGUAUAUGUUCCGGUAGCAACUCCAGUAGCUGUCCACAGUGCACCAGUAGCUGUCCACACUGCCCCAGUAGCUGUCGAAACUGCCCAUUAUUCUGUCGAAGCUGCCCCAGUAGCUGUCCAUGCUGUCAGUGAUUCUUCAUCAAAUUACGGAGUUGGAUACAGCACAUACGGUAGCGGAUCCGGACUAUAUUCCAGCUCUUUUGGAGGUGGAUACAAGAGUGCAUAUGGUAGUGGUUAUGGAUCGUAUGCUUCAGCUUCGUCCUCGGCUUCAGCUGGAGGAGGUCUUCUCAGUUCUUACGUACCCAGUGUAUACGGAGGACUGUCAUCUAGAUAUUACGCUUGGUAGAUAAAACGUUGUUUU